This is a messenger RNA of Carassius auratus (goldfish), 3222 nucleotides long. RefSeq names its product opsin-5-like. The transcript is spliced from 4 exons. Gene Ontology annotation, biological process: visual perception; G protein-coupled receptor signaling pathway. Gene Ontology annotation, molecular function: G protein-coupled receptor activity. NCBI's taxonomy places the organism in Eukaryota, Metazoa, Chordata, Actinopteri, Cypriniformes, Cyprinidae. Gene Ontology annotation, cellular component: membrane. The record is from RefSeq and is a predicted model, not a curated record. Bases 331 to 1443 code for a protein of 370 amino acids.
GUUGAGGGCGUCCAGCGCGCACCGGUAACCUCUCAUGGGGAGUUCUUGUGUUUUACUCGUUAUUGAGCGCAGAAAACGCCACAGCUUCAUCCUGUCGGUCUGUUAUUGAGGUGCGGACUUCAUUUAAUCGCGUUCUUUUCUCUCUCUUGGACGCUAGAUGUUUCUGACAGCUGACAGCGGUGUGGAUCAUCUAUAGCUUCUUGUUCCAGCGGAAUUUCGCGGCGCGUAUAUUUUCGGUAACUUAUUUCCGAAGCGCAACGAUCCAUGUCGAGCGCGUUUAUCUCGGUGAAUUAACAACUUCUUGUCCUGUCGAAGAUCUCACUUGUCCUCAUGGAUAUUUAUUCCUCCAAACUAUCACCCGCUGUGGAUUAUGUAGUUGGUGCGUUCCUGCUGCUCAUUGCAAUUCUUUCCAUUGCGGGGAAUUUGAUGGUUCUUGUGAUGGCAUACAAGCGGUCGAACCACAUGAAGCCUCCUGAGAUUCUGAGUGUGAAUCUUGCUGUGACAGAUAUGGGAGCCGCUGUCACCAUGUACCCGCUGGCUGUAGCCUCAGCGUGGAACCACCAUUGGAUAGGGGGAGACAUCACCUGUGUGUACUACGGCCUGAUGGGAUUUUUCUUUGGAGCAGCUAGCAUUAUGACCCUAACAAUUAUGGCUAUUGUUCGCUUCAUCGUGUCUUUAACGCUCCAGUCACCCAAAGAGAAAAUCAGCAAAAGGAACGCUAAGAUCCUUGUGGCGACCACUUGGCUGUACGCGCUGCUCUGGGCUCUUUUUCCAUUGAUUGGCUGGGGAAAAUACGGCCCGGAGUCCUUUGGCCUGUCUUGUACUCUGGCCUGGAGAGACAUGAAGGAACAUAGCCAGUCUUUUGUCAUUACCAUCUUCCUUAUGAACCUCAUCCUCCCAGCCAUCAUCAUCAUCUUAUGCUACUCUGCUAUAGUUGUGAAACUAUACAUCACCUACAAGUCUAUGGACGACACCAACCGCAUACCUAACAUGAUAAAGAUGCAGCGGCGACUCAUGGUGAUCGCUGUAUUGAUCAGCAUUGGGUUUGUUGGCUGCUGGGCACCAUAUGGCAUCAUCAGCCUGUGGUCCAUCUACCGGCCCAGUGACUCAAUCCCUCCUGAGGUCAGCAUGCUACCUUGUCUGUUCGCCAAGUCGUCCACUGUGUACAACCCGUUCAUCUACUAUAUCUUCAGCAAGGCCUUUAAACAAGAAGUCAACCAGUUGGGCCACCUCUGUGGGAGAUCCAACAUCUGCUGUACUUCUGAUGCUAGAAACAGCCCAGAGAAUACCAUCUACCUCGUGUGUGACAUGAACAAGUCCAAAUCUGGAGCAGAAGAACAAACAAUCGAGAACAACAGGGAGAAUGAGAAUCAAACUGAUGCCAAAUCAGUAGGAUCUGGGAUGUACACUCUUAAGAGUGAAUCUGUACAGAACUCUGAUUAGUGGAAACUUUUGAGUUAUUUUUGCCUGGUUAAAGGCACACAGAGUGGUCCGUGGACACUUGAAUGAACAUUUGUUUCUUUUUUUCAUUCCACCAGCUGCAAUACCACUCCAUAUCAUUGUAUGGCAUAGUGCAUGGCUGUGUGAUAUUAGAAAUGAGGCGUUUAGAUGUUGUCUAAUGGAUUUCAUGAUAAAAAGUGUCAUUUUGUUGACACAUUGAAUACAUUCCAAGAGAAAUUAUCUUUAUUCAAAUGGUUCGGCAUGAAAAUUCUGUCAUGAUUUACUUACACUCAUGUCAUUCCAAACCUGUAAGAACCCAUAUUUUAGGUUCAUUGACAUUGUGCAUAAGCUUAUGCUUUUAUUAGUUGCAUGGUGAUUUAUACUGCCAGACUCCUUAACGGCCAAAAAGCACAUUAAAGUAUCAUAAAACUAGUCCAUAUGAUCCAUGCAAUAUAUUCCAAGUCUCCUUACGUUAUAUAAUGGCGUUGCAUCACAGUGAAAUUUAAGUUGUUAAGCUGUCAAAUAUUUUCUGUGUUUUUAUUCAGUUUAUGAAGGCACUGUAAAUGUAAUUGUGUGUGUGUGUGUGUGUGUGUGUGUGUGUGUGUGUGUGUGUGUGUGUGUGUGUGUAUGUGUGUGUGUGUGUGUGUGUGUGUGUGUGAUUUUACAGUACUACUGUAUUUAGUAAUUGCUAGUUUUAUUGUAAAUAUGUACUAAAUUUAAUACAGACUUGCUUUCUGCUCCCUGAUAUCUUUAUAUAGAUUAUACAUAUUACACAUAACAUCUAUAGAUCUUUGUUACCGUAGUGUGUCAAAUCAACAUACCAAUUCAAACAGCACAAUUAGCGCAACACUUUGCAGUAGGAUAUACAGGUUGUUUUCCACCAUUAAUGAGAAUGUUUGCGGUGGUUCACCCUGCAGGCUCUGUCUGUCUGUGAAGCACAUGAUAUCCUUUUAUGAAAAGGACUUUUUAUUCUGCAUAUUACCUGGGGAGGAACAUAAAAAUACAGCUCUGGAGAAAAAUUUUGAGAGCAUUACAAAAUAAUCAGUUUCUCUGGUUUUACUAUUUUUAUCAUAGGUAUGUGUUUGAGUAAAACAAUUUUCAAUAAACAUUAUUCUAUAAACUAUUGACAACAUUUCUCCCAAUUUCCAAAUAAGAUUUGUCAUUUAGUAUAUUCAUUUGCAGAAAAUUACAACUGGUCAAAAUAACGGACCUCGAAUAAUGCAAACAAAACAACUUCAUAUUAAUUCGGCCACAUUCCAGAGGUUUUCAGUGAGGUUCAGGUCUUGAGAAUGGGCUGGCCAUGACAGGGUCUCGAUCUGGUGGUCCUCCAUCCACACCUUGAAUGUCCUGCUGGAAAAACCAAUCCUCAAGCAGGAGGAAGCUAGUUUUCUUCCAGGACAACCUUGUACAUGGCUUGAUUCAUGUACCCUUCACAAAGAUGAAUGUGCCCCAUUCCAGCCUUGCUGAAGCACCCCCCAGAUCAUUACUGAUCCUCCAAUUUCACAGUGGGUGCGAGACACGGUGGCUUGUAGGCCUCUCCAGGUCUCCAUCAAACCAUUAGACGUCCAGGUGUUGGGUAAAGCUGAAAAUUGGACUCAUCAGAGACGGUUCAAUCCUUACUGCCUCAGAUUCCAGAUGAACACAUAUAAUCAAUAAAGUUGUUUAACGCAGUGAAACGUCCCAGUUGGAGCAAUGCUUGUCCUAUCAGAUAAAGUUUUACUAUGGAAAUAUACUCACUGCACUGAAAAAUGUUCACCAAAUUCUUUUCCAAUAAACAUUACA